UUAGGAAUGAUGGAUGGGACCAAUGAGAGCACCCAAGAUGAAUUUAUCCUUCUAGGAUUCUCUGACAGGCCCCAGCUUGAGGUAGUCCUUUUUGUGGUCAUCUUGAUUGCCUAUCUCCUGACAGUAGUGGGUAACACAACCAUCAUCCUACUCUCCCAAAUAGACUCUCGCCUUCAUACGCCAAUGUAUUUUUUUCUUACCCACCUCUCUUUCCUGGAUCUCUGCUUCACCACCAGCUCCAUCCCACAACUGCUCUAUAACCUGAGUGGUCCUGAUAAAACCAUUAGCUACACUGGCUGUGCUAUUCAGCUUUUCUUGUUCCUAGCUCUGGGUGGUGUAGAAUGUCUCCUCCUAGCUGUAAUGGCAUAUGACCGUUUUGUUGCUGUCUGCAAACCCCUUCAUUAUAUGGUGAUUAUGCAUCCAAAACUCUGCUUGGGACUAGUUUCCAUUGCCUGGUUUGGUGGUGUGUCCAACUCUUUGACUAUGUCCCCUAUAACUCUGAAACUGCCCCGUUGUGGACACCACAAGGUGGACCAUUUCUUGUGUGAAAUGCCAGCACUGAUUAGACUGGCUUGUGUAAAUACUGUUUUCAUUGAAGGCACUGUAUUUGUGCUGGCAGUGGUUAUUGUAUUGACACCCUUAGUCCUUAUUCUGGUCUCCUAUGGCUAUAUCACCCAAGCGGUCACACAGAUCAAGUCAGCAGCAGGGCGACGAAAGGCCAUCAACACCUGCAGCUCCCAUCUCAUUAUAGUCUCCCUCUUUUAUGGCAAUAUUAUCUAUAUGUACAUGCAACCAGGGAACAGUGCCUCUCAGGACCAGGGCAAGUUCCUUACCCUCUUCUACAAUAUAGUGACUCCACUUCUCAACCCAAUCAUCUAUACAUUGAGAAAUAAGGAAGUGAAGGGGGCACUGAGGAGGCUUCUGGGAGUGAACAAAGGAUAA
This is a messenger RNA of Trichosurus vulpecula (common brushtail), 942 nucleotides long. RefSeq names its product olfactory receptor 2W3-like. The coding region runs from base 7 to 942 and encodes 311 amino acids. Gene Ontology annotation, cellular component: membrane. The transcript has a single exon. Gene Ontology annotation, molecular function: G protein-coupled receptor activity; olfactory receptor activity. The record is from RefSeq and is a predicted model, not a curated record. NCBI's taxonomy places the organism in Eukaryota, Metazoa, Chordata, Mammalia, Diprotodontia, Phalangeridae. Gene Ontology annotation, biological process: G protein-coupled receptor signaling pathway.